Physcomitrium patens is the source of this 2263-nucleotide messenger RNA. RefSeq lists its product as uncharacterized. NCBI's taxonomy places the organism in Eukaryota, Viridiplantae, Streptophyta, Bryopsida, Funariales, Funariaceae. Gene Ontology annotation, biological process: branched-chain amino acid metabolic process. The record is from RefSeq and is a predicted model, not a curated record. Gene Ontology annotation, molecular function: branched-chain-amino-acid:2-oxoglutarate transaminase activity.
UUGAAUAGCGAAGAAGAAGAAGAAGCUCUUAUUUCCAUGGCCCUGCACCUUGUUGUCUCUUAGCCUCGGCGAUCUUCUUCUUCUCUCGGACGGCGAUUUAGCUACACACGGAUCGAGUAAUUCUUGUUCCAAUUCCCUAUUCUGCAUGCAGACGCUCCGCUUUCCGUAUCGGGUUCACAACCGCCGCUAUAAUUUCUUGUUUGCGACGGAGUUCAUGAGGGUGAGGGAACUACGAGAGCAGGUGGAUUGAUUUUUAUCACCUCUUGCGAUUGGAGGGCUUGUGCUGGCUUGGUGGAGUCUGCGUGAAGCGUUGGAAUUGUACUUGGCCGCUGCGUGACGUUGCGAUUGUAUACGUUUCAUCUCUUCUUCUUUUUUUCUGCAGGUGAAAUAUGAUGAUUCCCUUUGUCAGAAGAAUAGUCUAUAGAUCUCGUUCUCUUGCCAAGUACCACAAUGAAGCCCUCCAACAACCUGGAUAUCUUUCUUCUAUUUUCAACUUGCAAGGAAGCAGUCCAGCUUUAACUGAGCAGUGCAAAUCUGGUACUUUAAAUGAAGAAUGUCCUGGAGUCCUAGGUGAUCUACCUAAAAAUGGAACCAUCUGCGGUCAUCGCAUGCAUAGUACGAUAGGGUUUCGAGUUGCGGAGCCAUUACGGCAAGGGAUGACAGAGAUGGUGCCCGACUUGGCUUCUUUUCCAUCAAAUCUUCGCUACGAGGACCUGGUCAUUACAAGAUCGAAGAGCUUACAGGUGAAACCCAGAUUAGACGCGAGUACUUUAAAGUUUGGAGCAGUAUACACUGACCACAUGCUACAAGCUUCUUGGAAGGAUGGUCUUGGUUGGUCGGCCCCUUCGAUUGAUCCGCUUGGCUCUAUUUCACUUCACCCAUGUGCACAGGUGCUACACUAUGGAGUUGAAUGCUUCGAGGGUAUGAAGGUCUACAAGGGGAAGGAUGGUCAAUUAAGAUUGUUCCGGCCUGAGAUGAACAUGGAUCGUUUGGCUCGUUCUGCUGCUCGUCUUACCUUACCUCAAUUUGACAAGUUAGAGUUGCUGGAGUGUAUAAAGGAGCUCGUGCGGGUGGAGCGGGAUUGGGUUCCUGAUGAAGAGGGGUUUUCGGUUUACAUUCGACCGACUAUGAUUGGUACCCACCCGUUUCUAGGUGUCUCUCCGACCAGAGAAGCGAUGCUAUAUGUCAUUCUCUCUCCAGUUGGUCCGUAUUUUCCUAGCGGCUUGAAGCCAAUCAAACUUUAUGUUGAGACAGAAAAUGUGAGAGCCUUUCCUGGAGGUGUUGGAGAUAACAAGAUUGGUGGUAAUUACGCCACAACUAUAUUGCCUCAGCUGCGUGCUUCUCAUAUGGGCUGCUCGCAAGUACUGUAUGUGCUACAAGAUGGAAUGUCUGAGGGAGGCCUAGUUGGAGAGUCAGGGUCAAUGAACAUGUUUUUCCUCAUUCGGCAAGAGGGGGAGGACGGGGAACUGGAACUUGUGACUCCUCCAUUGGAUGGUCUCAUACUUCCAGGGGUUACGAGAGAUACAGUUAUUAAACUCGCACAGGGAUUUAGAGACAUAAAAGUGUCUGAGAGACCUCUGCAUUUUGAUGAAGUGGAGCGAGCCUCGGAAACUGGUCGCUUACUGGAAGUGUUUGGUACAGGCACAGCGUGCAUGAUUCAGCCCGUAAUGAGCCUUACGAAAAAAGAUCACACCGAAAUAAAGAUUCCAUUUAAUGCUGAUGCUGCCAAAUACUGGCUUGCGAAGCCACCUGGAACAGGUUUCACGCUGAAUUCUUUUAUGGAAGAGCCCUUCAGCCUUUGUGGCCGUCUCAGCAGAUCACUCCUUGAUGUGCAAUAUGGGCACGUCGACAGCGAGUGGUCAGUUGUAAUUGACCCAUGAACAGUUUCACAACAGCAGCAAUGUACAAAACAAAAACACAUGGUUACACCACCUCAAAGGAGUAAUUUUGUAAAAAAAAACCUCGUCAAAUACGUCAGAAGUAUUUCGUUUGGAGAGAUAGUUUUCUCGAGUGAAGAAGCUCUGACUGGGCACCUCACAAUCCCUGAGGAAAUGUUUUCACUAUACCAACCCUAUUUUAGGGACUGCAUAGUGAAGCUUUACUAUGCAUAGAAUUUUAUGGAUUUAUAUCGGUCUUCAAUGUCUAUAGAAUUACCAUGCAUAGAAUUUCAAACUGAUGAAAUCCUUUCAGUCAAUGUUUCAAAAGUAACACAAUGUAUUAUUGUAAGUUGAAUUAGAAUGCAAAACAUUGGUUCAGUAUUAAA